This is a messenger RNA of Cuscuta epithymum, 1106 nucleotides long. NCBI's taxonomy places the organism in Eukaryota, Viridiplantae, Streptophyta, Magnoliopsida, Solanales, Convolvulaceae. The record is from the annotation of a GenBank genome assembly.
UAAAGUUAUUGGCCCAUCUGCUCGACCCUGUCCAAUGAAAAGUAAUCACAUUCCCAAGAUCCGAUCUUCUCUAGUGUACCAAUUCAUCGGAUCUACAUCUCUCUGUACGUCUCAACUCUCAGCCAGAAGGUCGUACGCUCUCUCCGCUCCUCUUCCCCUCAGGUCGGGCGCAUCCUAAACCACGCCGAUCGUCCAAUAUCCCGAGAAAUGUCUGCAUAUGACAAUGCUGUUGUUGGCAAGCUGAAACUUAAGGGUAAGGCCUUGGAUGUUAAGACUGGUUCAAUGAAAAAGAAGAAGCAUAAGAAGAGCUCUGAUCAGAUUUCUCAAGUCAUGGAAACUAAACUCUCUGCAGGUGAAAGUGACGAAUUAAUAGUUGUUGACCAAAACCAGGAAGAGAUGAAUAAAGAGGCCAACAAAACCAACGGGGAAGGAGAUGCUGCUCGAGACUAUCUCACCCCAGCAGAGAGACGCUACAUGGAACAAAGAGAGAGAAUUGAUAAGAAAAAGAUGGCGAAGACCGCCAACAAAUCACACCGAGACCGAAUUGAAGAUUUUAACCAGUAUUUGGCUAAUAUGAGUGAGCAUUAUGAUAUUCCCAAAGUUGGGCCUGGCUAAUCUAAAUCAACCUGCUUGCAAGGGCAGACCUGUAAUCUGGUGUUUGAUCUGUUAACAAUUGUGAUAAUCUGGCUAUCUACCAUUGUAUACCAUGUUAUGCUUUAUGAAACAGCUCUCUCCCGCAGAUACUGUCGAAGCAUAUAUUGAAUGAUGAUAUUCAAAUGGGACGCUGUUUAGCUUGUAGCUUGUUCCAGUGUUUGCAAUUGUCGUGAUUUUGCGGAAGAACCAUUAAAGAAUUUGAUUUUGGGAAAUAACAGAGAGAAAUGAUUUUGAAAUGUUAAGAUUAUUACAAGAAAUGGAGCCAUAGAGGUCAUCUGAAUAAAAAUGUAAUUCCUUAACACAAGAGUAGUACGUAGUAUAAGAUUCUUUUUUUUUAUUUAAAUUUUAUCGUUAAUAUUUUGAUUAAGAAUUCUGUAACGUACUUGGAAAAACAUUUAUACUUGCAAUGUAAUGAUCAUAUUAAUACGUAGUAUAUUUUUUACUCCUGUCUA